Trypanosoma cruzi is the source of this 3687-nucleotide messenger RNA. Its product is annotated as myosin heavy chain MYA2, putative. The transcript has a single exon. Gene Ontology annotation, biological process: actin filament organization; vesicle transport along actin filament. Bases 1 to 3687 code for a protein of 1228 amino acids. Gene Ontology annotation, molecular function: ATP binding; microfilament motor activity; actin filament binding. Lineage: Eukaryota; Euglenozoa; Kinetoplastea; Trypanosomatida; Trypanosomatidae. The record is from RefSeq and is a predicted model, not a curated record. Gene Ontology annotation, cellular component: cytoplasm; actin cytoskeleton; vesicle.
AUGUCACUUGAUGUAGGCUCUCUUUGUUUCUUCAAGCACCCCCUGGAGUCGUGGGUUGUUUCCCGCGUCAUAGCGAGGGAUGCGAGGGGGUACGUGGUGAAGACAAGUGACAGUGAGCGGAAGUGUGUGGGCGAGGUGUUUAGUGAUGUGACGGAGGACCGCGUCGCCGCCUGCCGGGACGACCUGCUGGACGAAGAACCGGAUGAUCUUCUUGCGCUCACUGUGCUGCACGAUGCCCCGUUACUACGCUGCCUGUACCUUCGUUAUUUUCGUAACGUCAUCUAUACGAACAUUGGGGCCAUUGUGGUGGCGAUAAAUCCCUUUAACUAUACGAUCCCGUGGUACCAAGACAGCCAAAUGGUGAAUUACCUGCAAGAGGGCCCUGUGAUUGAGAAGAACCUGCCACACUCUUGGGCGCAGGCACACAACACUUAUUACGAUAUGAUCUCCGAUCGGGUGAAUCAAUGCAUUAUUGUCUCUGGGGAAUCUGGAGCAGGAAAGACGGAGACGACAAAGAUUGUGAUGAAGUAUCUCGCGCAGGUGUCCUGCAAGGAAGGCACGGAAGAUGAAAAGGCGAGGAGUCUCGAGGUGGGUGCGAAGUUGGAUGCCUGCUCACCCAUCUUGGAGUGUUUUGGGAAUGCCCGAACUGUUCGUAAUGACAAUAGCUCCCGCUUUGGCAAGUUCAUGCGGGUGAAAUUUAACGAGAAGGGCCAACUCGUCGGGGCGGAGACAACAAAAUAUUUGCUAGAAAAAUCUCGCAUUGUUACUGCCGCAGAGAAAGAGCGUGUCUACCACAGUUUUUACCUUCUAGUCCGGGGAGCAAUGGGCAAGACGCUGUGGCUUGAGGCCGAUACCGCGUACAAGAGCCUGAAUGCGGGGAGGUGUCUACAAAACUCCGAGUACAAUACUGCUAAGGAAUACAACGAAGUCAUUGGAGCCAUGACGAAGAUUGGCAUAAGUGACGAGGAGGUCCAUUCGUUGUGGAGGUGCGUCGGCGGUAUUCUUUCAUUGCUGAACGUCACUUUUGAUGCAGAUGGGGAAGGAGCGCAGUUGCAACAAGCAACCGAAAAAUACCUAAAGGAUGCUGUGCGUCUCUGGCGUGUAGAAGAGGCGACACUACGGAAGGAGAUGGUAACCACAACGCUGGUUGUGCAAAAGAACGAAACCAUCAAGUUGUUGCGGCCAACUCUUGCACUGGACGCACGCGAUGCCCUUGUGAAGGCCCUGUACGACGGUCUCUUUGGAUGGCUUGUCGACAAGUGCAAUCGGAUGUGUGAUGUGGCGGUGUCGGGAAACUGGAUUGGUCUUUUGGACAUCUUUGGAUUUGAGGACUUCACAAAAAACAGCUUUGAGCAGCUCUGCAUCAACCUGACGAACGAGACACUUCAAAACCACUACAACAAGUACAUAUUUGAGAGGGAUAUAAAUGAAUGUCGCGAGGAGGGCAUUGAUGUCACCGAGGUGGCAUGCCCUGACAACUCCCCAUGUCUGCAGCUUAUCGUGGGCAAGAGCGGUAUUUUUGCCUUGCUUAACGAGGAAUGUACGCUCGGGAAGGGCAGCGAGCUUGCGUUCCUUGAGAAAUUGGAUCAGGCACAUACGGGGAAAAAUUCCUUCUUUGAAAAGAAGAAGGUGAGUCGUGACACGUUCAUUAUUCAUCACUACGCUGCGAGUGUCACUUAUGACGUGAAUGGCUGGCUUGAGAAGAACCGUGACACCCUCAAAGACGGCGUGAAGCGAAUGAUGCGGAAUUCACAGGACCCACUCAUUCGCGAGUUUCUGGAGGCCCCGUUACCUCCUGAAACACGCGGCAAACGACUGACCGUUGGCGCAGUCUUUCGAGGGCAACUCGAUGCUCUCAUGGGGAUCAUAAACACCACGAAUCCUCACUGGAUCCGAUGCAUUAAGCCACACCCGGCGAAGAAACCAUUAAUGUUUGACGGAUUGCAGACGAUGCGACAACUUGAAUCCAGCGGAGUGUUGGGAACUGUGAAAAUACGCAAAGCAGGAUAUCCUGUGCGAAAUACCUUUGAGAAGUUUAACAAGCGCUAUAACAUUAUACUUGGGGCCAAGGCUCAGGGAAAGAGUGGUCGUAAAUUGGCGCAAAUGAUCCUUAUCGCGUGCGGUAUAAAUAGCCGGUCCAUUGCACAACUGGGGAAAACGAAGGUGUUUAUGAAGGCGGAGGCUUUCCCCAUCGUGGAACGCCUGAGAAACGAAUCGCUUUUAAAGUUAUGUCUUCGGCUGCAGAGCUGUGGAAGGGCAUACCUUGUGAGAGUUUACGCGAAUCGCGAACACUGCGAACAGAAGUGCAGGCGACUUGCCAUGCUGCUCACACAAGAGUUUCGUGCGUACAUGAAGCGUUCCGUCGAGUUGAGGGAGGCAAAGGCGCGUUGGCGCAAGGAACAGCUGGCACUGUUUUCCCAGCGGGUUGCGGCGUUGUAUGAGGAGUGCGAAGAAGAGAAGGUGCAGAUCCAUUGUGAAGCAAUUCGGUUGGCGCAGGGACUGCAAAUAGCUUUAAAAAAACAUGUUGAACUAAUUAGAUCCUGGGAGGUGCAGAAGUCAACAGAACGCCGGUGUUUAUUGGAUGCCGAUUUGGCGGCACGAGAGCGUAUGCUGCAAGAGGCCACGUUAUACCUUGAGGGGCUUCGCUGUGUCUUCCGAGAGGAACAGCGGCUGUUCUUCACAAUGCUUUUGGGGGAACUGCUCGACGUGGAGUUUGGCCGGCGUGCACAGAUUCGAAGUGUGGAGAGUGAGGAACGGAGCCAGUUGUGGCGUGCCUAUUGGUUACGGCAUGCGAUGCAGCAGCUGGAGGUUCUCUACAGGGAGGCUUUGAUGUCACACAGGUGUAUGGAGGCCAUGGAACUCAUCCAACGCGAUGAAAUAAAGGAAAGGCGAGCGUUGGAGCAGAAGAACCGCUCUUAUUGGAAGUCCUUCAAGCGACGGUUUCGGGAUAAGGAGGGUAUGGCAACCCGAAUUUCCGGAUGUCGGGAGGAACGUGAGAGAGCGCGGGUAAGUCAAUUGAUGGCGCUGCACGGCGUGGUGGCAAAGGAAGUCAGACAACAGCAGGGUCGCUCGCAUUCGUCACACAUGAACCCCACAAAUUUCUCUACGACAACGCACGACAUUGGGCCGGGCCUGCAGAAUCAUCCACGCUCACCCUCAGGAAUUGACACCCAGUGCUCAACUACCCCGCAUCUUUUGCUGCUUUCGGGAGAAUCGCGGGCGCAGCCCGAGACGCCUUUUCCUGCGGCAUUUAUAAAUGGUUUUGUUUCUACGAAUCAGCCUAUGCAGUUUUGGGGAAAAAGACCUAAGCAGGCCGCGAAAACCCCUGUGCACGUUUCUGUAGUGCCGACGUAUGACUUUUCUACCUCUCCCAUGCCAUCUGCCGUUCUUGAUGAGAAAUGGGGGAGGAAGAAGUUGAUGAAUAACCACUACAGGGCGCGGCCAUCAUCGCCUUUUUCUGAGAGAGCGUCCAACUUGGUGUCGUGGCCAUGCGCAGCCGCCACACACACCUCAGCAGACCGCCGACUUUUCCCGGAGCCCUCGGCAGUAAUUUCACCGUCUGACGUCCCCCGUGGAGCGCCUCCGGGAAAACUCCACCCAUCAGCUGCCGGGGCGAAUUUGGACGGUAGGGUUCAAGAGACCGUGGCAUCGGGGGCGCGGUACAAGCGCUCAAAACGCUGGGCGUGA